Molecule: messenger RNA, 1170 nt
Organism: Amphimedon queenslandica
Lineage: Eukaryota; Metazoa; Porifera; Demospongiae; Haplosclerida; Niphatidae
Exons: 5
Coding region: 217-1170 (317 amino acids)
Source: RefSeq, a predicted model, not a curated record
CAGAGAAUUUCUGGGGGAAGGGGCUUUAACCCCCUGCUGAUGUGAGACGGCUUGGUUACGUCUAGCGUACACGCGUAGGCAGCUCCUACCAUAAAAUCAGGCCAUUUGUCCGGGUCAGUCAGAAGAAGUCAAUUUCUCUUCAAGGUCAACCUGCCCUAAAAAAGACAAAAUGAUUUCUGGUUUUCCACUGCUGUUAUUACAGUUUUAAUUUCUUUGAUGUGCCUCGUUGCUCAAUGUACAGCUCAGGCUGACUGUUUAGCUCUGGCAAAUGCUGGUGACUGUGAUUACUAUCAAUGCUUGAAUGAUAAAAUGCGGUGUACUUCCAAUGACUAUCCUCUCAAUUAUGGCAAAAAGUAUUGUCUCAGAUUUGCUGAUAAAUCAAGUUGCUUCACAACAGCAGGUCAAAAAUGGAUUAAUGAUGUUCGUAGAUGUCUAAUGCAAUCUGCUGUUGACAGUUAUAAUGACAGCACUACUUGUGAAAAGCUGAAAGAAUUCGCAUUUGAUAGUCAUCCUCCAUGCUAUGUUGAUAAUGGAUUUUGCACAGAUAUAUUGCUCUCAUUUCAAAAUCUUCGCUGUCUUGCAUCUGAAGUUUUUAUAUUCCGUGACUUUAAAGAUAAGAAGGCACUUUACCAGAUUAUAACAACCUUUGGUCUGUGUGGUCGAAACCUAAUUUCUUCAUUUAUUAAUUUGUUCAGGAGUUCUGAAGUAUCUACGUCUGAUUCUAGAUCUAAUAAUUUUAUUUCUGCUAUAUACAAUUAUUUAAAUUGUCCAGGAAGUUAUGAUUUUGUCAUUAUAUUGGAUUCUUCUGGUAGUAUUGGACCCACUAACUUUCAGCAAAUGAAAAACUUUGUUGCAACCAUGCUGUCUAGCUUUACCAUUGGACCAGAUGACACUCGAGUUGGAGUCAUUCGUUACUCUGAUAGUUCAUCAAUUGUUAUCCCAUUAGGUUCCAUUAAUACUUAUUCACAAUUGGCUACUGCUGUCAGAAGCAUACCAUACACUGGAGGAUAUACUUAUACUAACUUAGCAUUGGAUCAAUUAACUACAGCAUUUGCUACUGCUCGUGUUAGUGAAGGAAUCCCUCGUGUAGUUGCUGUUCUUACUGAUGGACAAUCGAAUGAUCCUUUAGCAACAGUACAAGCUGCUCGAGUUAAUAUGUGCAUGCACUAA